GAUCCAAACCCACUGAAGUAACGACUGAUUAGAGAAACAAGGCAGGAAAGUCUGGAGCUUUGACUCUAAACAGGAAUAAAACCAGUGAAAGCAGGAAGAAAAAAAAGGAAUUUAACUCCAUGUAGGACCGUGAAGGACAGGAAGACUAGUGUAAACGUUAUUUUUUCAUUCAGUUUUCAGAGUCUGAGACUAUUUCAGUGCAGGAAAAGUCGUGUGCAUGAAAGGCUGUUGUCAACACUGACGGGGUUUUUCAGUCAUAGGUCUUGUCUGGUCGUCCUCGCAGCAGCAGCAGCAGUAGUUUCAGUCCCAGAAAUGAUGGCAGUUUCAGACAGACUGGUUCCUGUGCUUCUGUUGCUGUCUGUGGGUUCGGUCCGAAGUCAGAGUUCUUCCCAGGAUGCCUUCAUCAUGCAGUACAUGGAGAGGAGACUGGCUCAGAUAGAGGAACGUCUCAAUCAUUGUGAACAAAACACCAUGAGUGUCACCCAGAAGACUUAUGAUAUCUCCUCUGAAAUUAAGGGUUAUGCGACCACCCUUACUGUUCUGAGAUCUGAUAUAAAGAGCCAGGUGGACGGGGUGUCCUCACGUAUAGAACGGGUGGAGAGAGAAUUAGAGUAUCUGGAAAACAAACUCCCCGCCCAGUCUGACAUCGAGAUGGAAGAGGCGCUCCUGGAACAGCAGAUAAAAGCCGCAGAGCUGGACCAGAUGAAAAAGAAAGCCAACAUCAAAGUGGAAAAUGACUGCAGCACAGCCCUGAGUCAGAUCAAGUCUCUAAAGAUUGUGAAAAAGACAGGAGACACCUCUGGAUGCUGGUUCAAGGAUCCUUCUGAAGGAUCAUCUAAGGUGUAUCUGCUCAGUGGGUUUCGGAACAACUCUCUGCUGGAGUAUGUUUCUCUGAAGAGUUUCACAGAGAGGACCAUCAGCCCUCCUCCUAAGGUGGUGACGCUGCCUUUCCAUUGGCAGGGGACAGGUCAUGUGGUCUACAACGGGUUCAUCUACUACCACAAGGCAGACACCCCCAACCAGAUACUGAAGGUGGACCUGCUGAACGGUACAGUGGUGGACAGUACGCUGCUACCUGGGUCCGGCCGUCUACCGGUCUACAGCCUGAACCCCAACACCUACCUGGACAUGGCUGUGGAUGAACUCGGCCUGUGGGUCAUCCACGCAGACCCCGAGUACGGAGGGAACCUGGUCAUCACCAAACUGGACAAAGUCAGUUUGGCAGUAGAGUAUACCUGGGACACACGGUGUAAGAGCCAUGACGCUGAAGGAGCCUUUCUCAUAUGUGGAACCCUGUAUGUGGUCUACAACACACGCUAUGGAGGACGCUCCACCAUCCAGUGUCUGUAUGACAUCCAUGACACCAUUCACAGUGAAGAGAGUCCUGUGAUGUUCUUCCCGAAGCGUUACACCACCCACAGCAGCAUCCACUACAACCCCAAAGACAAACAGCUGUACGCCUGGGACGACGGCUACCAGACCAUCUACAAAGUGCAGACGCGCAGAAACGAUGAAGUCAUUGCUCAGUGAUGUUGACGUGGAGUCAUGCUCUUACUCUGAAGUAAUCAAGUAAAUACAGACAAGUGACAAAUUAAAGGAAAAAACUAAAGGUAGGAUGAUGAUACCCCGUCUGAAGAGCAUGAGGAUUUGACGGGAAUGACAAUGAAACAAGAAUGAGCUCUGUUCCCCUGCUACAGUUCAGCGACUAUCACAUCAUCACCUUAUUACACAUUUUAAUUCUUUAAUCCUUGAAUUUUUCUCUAUUUUUAACCAUGCAUUAUAACAUAGUUUUCUGUAUUUUCCAUUUUUCAGUAUAAAACAGGUAUUUUCCCAUAUUUAAUUUACUGAUCAUGUGGAUGUUUAUAAAAACUCAGCGUGAAUUCAAAGCCUGUCAUAUCACAACAGAGAAAACCGAAGAAAAAGAGACUUCUUCAGCUAAAUAUAUCAUUAACUGAGUAUAAAAAUAAGUGGGUUUUCCUGGUGAAUCAACGUUGCGGAAGAUCACGUUUCCAUGUUUACUUCAGAGCCUGUGAAUCUCCAAAAGCAACACAUCUGAUACUGUAAAAAAAAAAAAAGCACAGAAACAGCAUUUUACCUGAAUUAUUUCACUAUAUUAAUAGA
This is a messenger RNA of Sphaeramia orbicularis (orbiculate cardinalfish), 2121 nucleotides long. RefSeq names its product olfactomedin-like 1 (gene olfml1). The coding region runs from base 313 to 1530 and encodes 405 amino acids. The transcript has 8 exons. Lineage: Eukaryota; Metazoa; Chordata; Actinopteri; Kurtiformes; Apogonidae. The record is from RefSeq and is a predicted model, not a curated record. Gene Ontology annotation, biological process: signal transduction.